Chionomys nivalis (European snow vole) is the source of this 846-nucleotide messenger RNA. RefSeq names its product 2'-5'-oligoadenylate synthase 3-like. The record is from RefSeq and is a predicted model, not a curated record. Gene Ontology annotation, biological process: defense response to virus; regulation of ribonuclease activity; negative regulation of viral genome replication. The transcript has 5 exons. Gene Ontology annotation, cellular component: nucleoplasm; cytosol; membrane. Lineage: Eukaryota; Metazoa; Chordata; Mammalia; Rodentia; Cricetidae. Gene Ontology annotation, molecular function: 2'-5'-oligoadenylate synthetase activity; double-stranded RNA binding.
AUGCCCAAGGGCGGUUCUUCUGCCAAAGGCACGGCUCUACAAGGGCGCUCGGAUGCUGACCUUGUGGUGUUCCUCAGCUGCUUCCGCCAGUUCUCUGAGCAAGGCAGCCACCGGGCAGAGGUCAUCUCCGAGAUCCGGGCGCAGCUGGAGGCGUGCCAGCAGAAGCAGAAGUUCGAUGUCAAGUUUGAGAUCUCCAACAGGAAGAAUCCCCGAGUGCUCAGCUUCGUGCUGACAUCCCAGACACUGCUGGACUAGAGCAUGGACUUCGACGUGCUGCCAGCCUUCGAUGCCCUCGGCCAGCUGAGGCCUGGCUCUAGGCCUGAUCCCCAGGUCUACAAGGACCUAAUCCACAGCUAUAGCAACGCAAGUGAGUUCUCUACCUGCUUCACGGAGCUGCAGCGUGACUUCAUUAGCACCCGUCCCACCAAACUCAAGAGCUUGAUCCGGCUAGUGAAGCACUGGUACCAACAGUGCAACAAGAUGGUCCAGGGGAAGGGCUCCUUGCCACCCCAUCAUGGGCUGGAGCUCCUGACCGUGUACGCCUGGGAGCAGGGCAGCCAGAAUUCCCAGUUCAACAUGGCUGAGGGCUUCUGCACUGUGCUGGAGCUGGUUGGCCAGCUGUGCAUCUAUUGGACCAUCAACUACGAUGCCAAGGACAAAGCCAUCGGUGACUUCCUGAAGCUGCAACUUCGAAAGCCCAGACCCAUCAUCCUGGAUCCAGCUGACCCCACAGGCAACCUGGGCCACAAUGCCCGCUGGGACCUGCUUGCUCAGAAGGCUGCAGCCUGCACAUCUGCCCUGUGCUGCAUGGACAAGGAUGGCACCCCAUCAAGCCGUGGCUGGUGA